This is a messenger RNA of Peronospora farinosa, 852 nucleotides long. NCBI's taxonomy places the organism in Eukaryota, Oomycota, Peronosporomycetes, Peronosporales, Peronosporaceae. The record is from the annotation of a GenBank genome assembly.
AUGUUCAAUUGGAUCUGGCCUCAAAAACCCGUCAAAGGUGACGUCGUCGUCAUCACUGGUGGUGCCAUGGGUCUCGGACGUCUCUUGGCGCUUCGUUUCGCUUCACUUGGGGCUGUUGUCGUGAUAUGGGACAUGCACACCGAGUUAGGUCAUCAAUUGGUGGACCAGAUUCAAGCAACUGGUGGUACCGCACAAUUUUAUAACAUAGACGUGACAGAUCGAGACAAAGUGUAUACGAUUGGUCAUGAAAUACUGGACAAGUAUCAAGCAGUCGACCUCUUAAUUAAUAAUGCCGGUAUUGUCAAUGGUCGCCCUUUGCUCGAGUCCUCGGACGUCAUGAUCGAGCGUACAUUUGCAGUGAAUGCAAUGUCACAUUUUUGGUCCAUUAAAGUUUUUCUACCGAUGAUGAUACAGAGAGACAAGGGGCACAUUGUGUCAGUGGCUAGUGCUGCAGGAAUCUUUGGGUCUCCUGGAAUGGUGGACUACGGUGCAAGCAAAUCUGCUGCAAUUGGGCUCAUGCUCAGUCUACGUCAGGAGCUGCACGCUAUGGGCCAUUUUGGCGUGCGUACAACCAUCGUGUGUCCUGGAUUCAUUGCAACCGGGAUGUUUGAAGGAGUGAGUCCCCCGUUAUUCACACAGUGGUUGACGCCUGAAUUUGUGGCGGACCAAACUGUCAAAGCUGUACGCAGAAACCAGUGGCGAGUUCUACUGCCGUCCGUUCUUAGUGUCCUCGAAGUCGUGGCGAUUAUGAUGCCCAUGUGCUUUGUAGAUUGGUUCAUUCGUAUCACCAAGACGUCACGGGCUAUGAAGAGCUUUAAACAGACGCGUAAACACGCACUGAAGCAUGAGUAG